Clarias gariepinus (North African catfish) is the source of this 4035-nucleotide messenger RNA. RefSeq names its product axin 1 (gene axin1). NCBI's taxonomy places the organism in Eukaryota, Metazoa, Chordata, Actinopteri, Siluriformes, Clariidae. Gene Ontology annotation, biological process: negative regulation of canonical Wnt signaling pathway. The coding region runs from base 1484 to 3919 and encodes 811 amino acids. The transcript is spliced from 10 exons. The record is from RefSeq and is a predicted model, not a curated record.
AUGAAUGCAGUGAAUGUGGGGCUCACUUCAAAGCGCUGGGAGCUGGGAGGGGAGCGCGGGGAGUGCUGUAAUGUCGUCGGGGAAAAGAGCAACAAAGUCUCGGGAGUCUUUUAAGGAAAGAAAUAAUAAUAAAACACCUGUAAUCGCUGUCCUAUCUUAUCUUAUCCUAUCACAUCCUGUUUUAUCCGUUUCUCUCUCUCUCUCUCUCUCUCUCUCACACACACACACAGACACACUCGUUUGUACACCCGGAUCUGCUUUACAUUUCGUCCGCGUUCAAGACUUCUCAAAAAAAGAACCGUAUCAAGUUAACGAGCCUUGCUAGUUCGCUUGCUAGCUAGCAAGCAAACCGUGUUAGCAACUUAGCCGCAUUAGCAACCUCACCUCGGCUAAUUCUUGUUCAAGUACUACUUUAGCACAAACACAUAGCUCAUUAUUUUUAAGUGCUACAUACUUGUUUAUUCGUGUUAUUUAACUUGUAAAAAUGCUAAAAUGUUUAUUGAAUAUAGAGUUGAGAAGAUGAAAUGGAGCUAGCUUGUUGUGCUAGCUUGUCGCUAACUUAGCUAGCAUAGUUUAGCACUUGAAUCUGCAAUUUUUAUUGUUUUACCCACUUAUAAAUUUACUUUAAGGAAUAAUAAACGGUGUCCUGGGUAAUCAUGUUGAAUUUAUAUCUUGGUUUAAAUUUGUAUAAAAAAGAAAUGCGGGAAUUUAAGAAGCUUUUCAUUUUAAACCAAUGCUAGUUCAUUUAAAUUUUAAGCUUAUUGUUUUAUUUUCUAGUGUCAAAGUUUUAAUCUCUGGCCUCAUAUGUUGACACUGAAAUUAAUUAAAUUAAAUCAAUCAGAUUCAUGAGUCCGGUCAUGUUAGUUGUGUUAUAAGCUUUCAUUUUAAUUUUAAGCUUAUUGUUUUUAUCUUAAUUGUUUAAAAAAAAAAAAGUAUUUUCUAGUCUCAACGUUUUGUUGUUCGACUGGAUAUGAUGGCCUUGAAUUUUAUUUCAAUUAAUCUCCGGUCUGGUUAGUGGUUUUAAUAUAUAUUGGUGCAGUAGGUUGAAAGUUUAUAGAAGUAGUGCUUGAACAUAAGAUUGUAUCAGUUCUUUGAAUUCGUCCGAUCUUUAGAGAUCAGAUAGAUAUCGAGCCAUCAUGAGGUGACGGUUUAAAUCUUUUGAAACAGUUUAUGGCCGAGAUAGAGAGAGAGAGAGCUGUGUACGGGUUUCUUUGUAUCUAAUCUUCCUUAAGUGUACACCACGACUUAUUAUUAAGACUACCUUUAUAUACAGUUACAUUCGUAAACAAAAUCUAGCCCGCACAUUUUUCUAUUCUGUUCAAACUGAAUGUUGCACAGACUACACACACACACACACACCAAGAACUGUAUCGAGGCUGCUGGAGACAAGAAACAGGACUCAAGGAGGAAUUAUUUCACAGUGGCAUUAAAGGAAAUCUGGAUUUGAUUGUUCCCGUGCGUGGGCUGAGCUGGGAACGGGUGCAUGGAAGUAGUAAGGAUGAGUAUAAAGGAGAAGCCUUACCUGGCGGACCUUGGGGGCAGCUUCACUGAGGAUGCGCCCCGUCCCCCGGUCCCGGGUGAGGAGGGUGAGCUGGUGUCUGGUGAUGCACGCUCGUAUAGCUUGGGCUUUUACUCCCUCAAGAGCGAGAGCCUUAGAUGCGAGGCCUCCAUAGCCACGCCGAGACGACCCGACCUGGACCUGGGCUAUGAACCCGAGGGCAGCGCCUCACCAACGCCACCCUAUCUGAAAUGGGCAGAGUCGCUGCAUUCGCUGCUGGAUGACCAGGAUGGAAUCCACUUGUUUCGCACCUUCCUCAAGCAAGAGGACUGUGCCGACGUGCUGGAUUUCUGGUUCGCCUGCAGCGGCUUCCGUAAGCAGGACACCGGUGAGGGGAACGAGGAGAAGAAGCUGAAGCUGGCGAAGGCUAUAUACAAAAAGUACAUCCUGGACAGUAACGGCAUUGUGUCACGCCAGAUCAAGCCGGCCACCAAGAGCUUCAUUAAGGACUGUGUGAUGAAGCUGCACAUAGAUCCGGCCAUGUUCGAUCAGGCCCAGACGGAGAUUCAGGCCGUGAUGGAGGAAAACACAUACCCUUUGUUCCUCAAAUCGGACAUUUACUUGGAAUACACUAGGACAGGCGGCGAGAGCCCUAAGUUGUACAGCGAUCAGAGCUCCGGGUCAGGGAAUGGCAAGGUGUUGCCUGGUUACUUGCCGACGCUGAACGAGGACGAAGAGUGGCGGUGCGAGCAAGAGACUGAGGAGCACAGCGAGAGCGACCCGACUCCUACCAACCGCCUCACCCAGAAGCUGCUCUUGGAGACGGCGCCGCAACGGGCAGCUAGCAGCAAGAGAUACCAGGACGGUCGUGAGUACAGACACGGGUCAUGGCGGGAACCAUUCAACCCUUACUACGUCAACACGGGCUACGCGCUGGCACCCGCCACCAGCGCCAACGACAGCGAGCAGCAGAGCAUGUCAAGUGAUGCCGACACCCUCUCCCUAACAGACAGCAGCGUAGAUGGAGUCCCUCCCUAUAGAUACCGUAAACAGUCUCGGCGCGAGAUGCACGAAAGUGCCAAAGCUAAUGGGCGAGUGCCACUACCUCAUAUUCCCCGGACAAACCGGAUGCCAAAGGAUAUCCACGUGGAGCCAGAGAAGUUUGCGGCAGAGCUGAUCAGCCGGCUAGAGGCGGUCCUGAGAGAGCGCGAAGCCCAGGAGAAACUAGAAGAGCGCCUCAAGAGGGUCCGGCUGGAGGAAGAAGGAGAUGACGCAGAUGUGUCCACUGCACCAUCUCUGUCUAGCCACAGGCUGCCCCCUGCUGUGCAUGUGCAGCACUACACGGCACGCUACUCAGACACCGCCUACACUGGGCUGGGGCUGCGCGAUGCACACGAGGAGAACCCAGAAAGCAUUCUGGACGAGCACGUACAGCGCGUCAUGAAGACGCCCGGCUGCCAGUCACCCAAGUCCCGGUCACCUGACGGCCUUCCUGCGACCAAGAUGCCCGGGCAUAUUGCCCCGCUGCCAGGCGGCCAAGGAAAACACCCGGCAAGGCAGGGACCCAAGGGUGAACUGGGGCAUACGUACCACCACAAACAUGCACACCACACACACCACGCUGAGGGAGAAGGGAUGAGGCAGUGGAACAUGGAUCAGCACCAUUAUGGCCCCAAGACGAGGAAUUACUCUGAUGCCAACAACGCUAUUGAUCCCAUCGGGUAUAGCAGUAAAGGUGCCACGCUGUCGAAGCGGCCGUACAAGAAAGGUGAGGACAUGCGGAAUUUCGAGGCGCGAGAAGCGCCUCCGGAGGACCAAGACAGGAACCAGAAGAUCCUGCAGUGGAUGAUGGAGGGAGAGAAGGAGGCAGUACGCUACAAAAAGAGCCCCUACGGGAGCAUCUCAGGCUCGAAGAAGGCGCAGGGUCACGAGUCGGGCAGACCGAGCUCGGUGGAGCGGCCGGGGGCCGUGCAUCCGUGGGUGAGCGCGCAGCUCCGCAACAACGUUCUGCCCUCGCACCCCUUCAUCCAGGAUCCCACCAUGCCCCCGAACCCUGCACCCAACCCCCUCACACAACUGGAGGAAGCUCGCAGACGACUCGAGGAGGAAAAGAAAAAAUCAGGAACCCUUCAGACCAAGCAGAGACACAAAGGCAUGAAAAAGCAGCAGUGCGAAAACAUCACCGUGGCAUAUUACUUCUGUGGCGAGCCGAUCCCGUACAGGACCUCGGUCAAAGGAAGGAUCGUCACGCUAGGGCAGUUCAAGGAGCUGCUUACCAAGAAAGGGUGUUACAGGUAUUAUUUCAAGAAAGUGAGCGAUGAGUUUGACUGCGGUGUGGUGUUCGAAGAGAUACGCGAGGAUGAAGCCAUCCUGCCCAUCUUCGAGGAGAAGAUCAUCGGCAAAGUGGAGAAGAUCGACUGAAGAUAAGGAAGGAGGAGAAAUCACAGAGCUGGCAUAGCCUUUUAGGAGGAGGAACAACGUAGAAGGCAGUAAAGGAAGGAAGCUAAGAGGAGGUGCUAAUAGAUGGUACUGAGUAU